Messenger RNA from Jaculus jaculus (lesser Egyptian jerboa), 1664 nucleotides. Its product is annotated as heterogeneous nuclear ribonucleoprotein A1-like. Lineage: Eukaryota; Metazoa; Chordata; Mammalia; Rodentia; Dipodidae. The record is from RefSeq and is a predicted model, not a curated record. The transcript is spliced from 2 exons. The coding region runs from base 193 to 1299 and encodes 368 amino acids. Gene Ontology annotation, molecular function: RNA binding.
GCCGCCGCCACCCCGCGCGGCAGCCCCUCCUUAGCAACAGCGUAAGGUUGCUAAGCGGAAGUGCCCUCGAAGAUUUCCCCCCCGCGCACACACCUCCCCCAUUUCGUCUGGGACUAUAAAGGAGAGACUUGCUUGGCUCUCUCCUGUCUUCGCCCAGAAAGCAUCCUUGAAGCUUCUCAUCUCACAGCCACCAUGUCAUCGAAGUCCCAGGCCCCUAAGGAGCCAGAACAGCAGCGGAAGCUCUUCAUCGGAGGACUGAACUUCGAGACAACGGAAGAGGGUCUGAGAAACCACUUCCAGCAAUGGGGAACACUCACCGACUGUGUGGUCAUGCGGCAUCCAGACACCAAGCGCUCCAGGGGCUUUGGGUUUGUAACCUACGCCACUGUAGAGGAGGUGGAUGCAGCCAUGGCUGCCAGACCACACAAGGUGGAUGGAAGUGUUGUGGAACCCAAGAGGGCCAUGUCAAGAGAAGAUUCUCAUAGACCAGGGGCCCACUUGACUGUGAGGAAGAUCUUUGUUGGAGGCAUCAAAGACGACACGGAAGAGCAUCACCUACGAGAUUAUUUUGAACAGUAUGGGAAAAUCGAAGUGAUUGAAAUCGUGACUGACAGAGGCAGCGGGAAGAAGAGGGGCUUUGCGUUUGUGACCUUUGAUGACCCCGACUCCGUUGAUAAGAUCGUCAUUCAGAAAUACCAUACUGUGAAUGGCCACAACUACGAAGUCAGGAAAGCCCUGUCGAAGCAAGAGAUGGCUGGUGGCUCGUCUGGCCAAAGAGGCCGAAGUGGCUUUGGAAAGUUGGGUGGUGGUCGUGGAGGUGGUUUUGGUGGCAAUGACAGUUUUGGUCGUGGAGGAAACUUCAGUGGUCGCGGUGGCUUUGGUGACAGCUGGGGUGGUGGAGGCUAUGGUGGCAGUGGGAAUGGCUAUAAUGGAUUCGGUAAUGAUGGUUAUGGAGGAGGUGGCCCUGGUUAUCCUGGAGGCCAUGGAAGUGGAGGAUAUGGUUAUGGAAACCAGGGCUGUGGCUAUGGUGGGAGUGGCAACUAUGACAGCUUUAGCAAUGGUGGAGGUGGCUUUGGUGGUGGUAGUGGAAGCAAUUUUGGGGUUGGAGGAAUCCAUGGUGAUUUUGGCAAUUAUGACCAUCCAUCUUCAAAUUUUGGACCCAUGAAGGGAGGUAAUUUUGGAGGCAGAACCCCUGGCCCUUACGGUGCUGGAGGCCAGUACUUUGCCAAGCCACGAAACCGAGGUGGCUAUGGUGGUUCCAGCAGCAGCAGUAGCUAUGCCAGUGGUAGAAGAUUUUAAUUACUGCCAGUAAACAGCAUCGCAGGAGAGAAGUGACAGGGAAGCUACAGGUUACAACAGAUUUGUGAACUCAGACAAGCACAGUGGGGGCAGGGCCUAGAUGCUAAAGGAAGGCAUGUUUUAGAUAAUACUCACGUGUAUGGCAAAAAAAAGAAAAAAGAAAAAAAAAACCAACCCUCAAGGACUGUAUUGUUCCUAAGUGUUAUAAAGGUUAUUUUAGUUUCUGUUCUGUGAAAAGUGUAAAGCGUUCCAACCAAGGGUUUUAAUGUAGACUCUUUUUUCACCCAUGCUGUUGAUUGUAAUAGUCUGAUCAUGACACUGAAUAAAUGUGUCUUUUUAAAAAUAAAAAAUUUACAAAAAAUGAA